Monascus purpureus is the source of this 1508-nucleotide messenger RNA. NCBI's taxonomy places the organism in Eukaryota, Fungi, Ascomycota, Eurotiomycetes, Eurotiales, Aspergillaceae. The record is from the annotation of a GenBank genome assembly.
GCAAAUGGCAUCGAUUGAUACUGCAGUCCUCGAGGCUCUCAAGAGUCGCCUGACGACCACUGCUGCGCUCUACACGCCCGGAUCGGAAGGGUACAAGGAGAGCCUAGUCCGCUGGUCGGAUACUGGGUCGAAACCUGCGGGAGUUGUACUUCAGCCAAUUGAUGCGGCUGAUAUUAGCACCGCGUUGUUAUGGGCGCAAGAACAUCGUAUUGAUAUCGCUGUGAAGGGUGGAGGGCAUUCUGCUGCUGGUACUAGCUCCAGUGAUGGGGGAUUGGUCAUUGAUCUGUCGCGUAUGAAGCAGGUUACAGUUGAUACAGCCAAGAAUACAAUUACAGCACAGGGUGGUGCGACAUGGAAGGAGGUUGAUGAGGCCGGUGCAGUCCAUGGAUUGGUAGCUGUUGGAGGAACGGUGAACCACACUGGUGUUGGGGGACUGACACUCGGAGGAGGAUAUGGAUGGUUAAGCGGGCAGUAUGGCCUCACCAUUGACAAUCUUCUGUCUGCCCAAGUGGUACUAGCAGAUGGUAGUCUUGUUACCGCAUCUGCAACUGAGCACCCGGACUUAUUCUGGGGCCUGCGCGGCGCAGGAUACAACUUUGGGGUUGUGGUGAAUUUCACCUACCAGGCAUACGACCAGAAGGAUCCCGUGUACGCUGGACUUCUUGGAUUCACCCCCGACAAGCUGGAGGACAUCAUGGAACAGCUCAACCGUAGCCUGGCAAAUCCCGACCCUCGAUCCGGCGCGAUGUGCAUCUUCGCCCAGGCGCCCGAUGGCUCAGGACCGAUAAUAAUCGUCAUCUGCUUCUACAAUGGCACCCUCAAACAAGGCGAGACGCGGUUCUCCGGAUUUCUGGCUCUCCAACCCGUGCUCAAUACGGUGGAUAUGAUCCCAUAUUCGCUGGUAAACACUCUGCAAAACCCACAAGCCACAUACGGCGGCCGCAAGGCUUUCAAGGGCAUCUUCUACAACCCACCAUUAGAUCCGAAAUUCGCACGAACCAUCUUCAACGACUUCAUGGCCAAGAUCAAGGCGGAGCCGGAUCUUACUCCGUCCGCCAUCAUCCUCGAGUUCACUGACAUGCGUAAGAUCUGCGAAGUGGCCGUAACUGAGACGGCACUGGCGAGCCGCAACUCGACCCAGAAUGGCAUCAUCUAUCUGCGCUGGACCGAUCCUUCUCGGGACCUGGAACACCGACAAUGGGCGCGUGAGAUCCAGGCGAAGUGGAAAGCAGAGCUGGAUGCGAAAUCCAAACACGAUGGGGCGGAGGGAGAGGUUCCUCAAUAUAUAAACUAUGCCGAGCCCGGUGAUUCGGUGGUGUCGAAUAUCUACGGCGAGAAUCUCGGUCGGCUGCGGGGCAUCAAAGCCAAGUAUGAUCCAAAGAACGUCUUCCAUAAGAUGCAUCCGAUUCCACUGGACCAGUAAGGAACAUUAAUUCAACGAAUAUAUUAAACAUAUAGCUCUUAUCUACGGCAGUGUCACCGUUCUAUAGACAUGAAAUCGAAGUACG